UGUCGUGUGUUCUUCAUCAUUUCCUCUUUCAUUCAAUCCAAUUUUAAUAAAUUCUUCAACCAACAUCCGUCCAAAUCUCAAAUCCUAUCUACCCAAACGUAUCAAAAAGCAUAAUUCUUUAUCCCAAUCUCCUUAAUUUACACCUCCUUUUCGAUUACAUACGCGAUCUUCAUAGCAAUCGAUUUGAAGAACAGAGGAGAUAAUCAGUCAAUCAACGAUGACUAGGCGAUGUUCUCAUUGCAGCAACAAUGGACACAACUCGCGAACUUGCCCUAAUCGAGGUCUGAAGCUAUUUGGGGUUCGGAUUACAGAUGGAUCGAUUCGGAAGAGUGCAAGUAUGGGAAACUUGAGUCACUGUAACGGAUCCGGAAGCGGCGCCUUCUUCAAUGGAUUUUCCGGUGGCGGCGGCGGCACCGACCUUGAUUCGCCAGGAGAUACCCCGGAUCAUAACGCCGCCGGUGACGGCUACGGCUCGGAGGAUUUCGUUGCCGGCUCGUCUUCAAGCCGUGAAAGGAAAAAAGGCGUUCCAUGGACGGAGGAAGAACAUCGGAUGUUCUUAUUAGGUUUACAGAAGCUCGGAAAAGGGGAUUGGCGAGGAAUCGCGAGAAACUAUGUGAUUACACGAACACCAACUCAAGUCGCAAGUCAUGCUCAGAAAUUUUUCAUCAGACAAAGCAAUAUCUCAAGAAGAAAACGACGAUCCAGCCUUUUCGACAUCGUCGCCGACGAUUUCCCGUCGCAACCGGAGACUCAAUCAGUCAAAAACCCAUUAACCAUCCCGACUCUAGAAGAAGAAGAAUGCGAGUCGAUGGAUUCCGCUAACUCAACCACCGCAGAUCCCCAAAUCGACCCCACACCAACACCUGCAACUGUAAGUGUAAAUCUCGAGGGUGGUUCUGGUUCACAGUGUUUGAUUCCGAUGAUGUUUCCGGCGUACGUUUCUCCGAUCAUACCGGUUGCUAUUCCGUACUGGCCUGGACCCUCUUGUCAAGAUCAAGAUUCCAUGGCUAAGACUGAAGCUCAUGAAGUUCUGAAGCCGACUGCUGUUCAUUCAAAGAGUCCGAUCAAUGUUGAUGAUCUUCUUGGGAUGUCGAAGCUGACAUUAGGUGAUGGUGGUGGUGCUCCGACUUCACUGAAAGUUGGAGGGCUGAGCCGGCAGUCGGCGUUUCAUGCAAGUAACCCUGGUGCUAGACCUUCUUCUAAAAUGGAUUCGAAUCAUAGUCCUAUUCAUGCGGUUUAGAAGGUAAAGAUUUUAGGGUCUCUGUUUUGGAUUAUGUUUUAGGGUUUAGUUAAUAGUUAUGUUUGUAAGGUUUUACCAGAUCAGAAUUCAGAAAAUCUAUAUAUGUUAUAUGUAUACUACAAGACAAUAAUUUUAAGCUUUUUAGCCUGAUCAACCCUCAUGGAUUUGGGGGUCCUAAAGUUAUAAAUGAUUCCUUUGCUACAA
This is a messenger RNA of Lactuca sativa (garden lettuce), 1444 nucleotides long. RefSeq names its product transcription factor KUA1. Gene Ontology annotation, biological process: response to gibberellin; response to ethylene. The record is from RefSeq and is a predicted model, not a curated record. Lineage: Eukaryota; Viridiplantae; Streptophyta; Magnoliopsida; Asterales; Asteraceae. Gene Ontology annotation, molecular function: DNA binding; zinc ion binding.